GUGAGGGUCAGAUGUUCGAGUCUCAAUAUCUCAAGGCAGGAAAAUUCAUUAGGAUCGAAUUUUUUCCCAUCGUACUACUAUGACCAUGGGCUACCAGUGUGGCAAGUUUCAAGUCAAAAUUCGAAAGCCGGAUUUUGCGCGAAAUCCAAGCUCUAUAGACAAAAACUGACUAAAAAUUCAAUAUCUCAGCAACAAAGCACCAUGGGAAUGAACCAACUUAGGGUAUUGCACUACUCACUGAGGUCUACAAGAUACAAGUAGUCCGAGUUCAAAAGCGAUUUAUAACCUCAAGAGGUUCCAUCGUCAGCUAUAGGGCUAGUUGUCUUCUGAUUAAAAAUCUCACUUUUUUUCUUAAAAAAGGGUAUUAAAAUUAGAAAGGGAGCUUCAAGACGUCUCUUUUCGUAGUCUCUAAUUCCAAAGAUAGAUAUAAACGUUCUAAGUGCGGCAGUAUAUUCCGAUCAUUUCUACAAGCCUUUUGAGAUAAAUUUAUUUCUCUAACUCUCAUCUGUCAUGUAUGAAAAUUUAAAUUUAAUGCAUAAUAACAUUCUAGUAUAAAUAUUUGGCAUAAACAGAAAUUAACGAAUAUAAAUCAAGUUUAUUAUGUACCUCUUUUUAGGGUUUUGUAAUUUCAAUUAUGUUUACACGAAACCUUAUUUAGAAAGACAGUAUUGAUAUGAUUAAUGAAUUUUAUGGAUACUUUUUAAGAAAAAAAAUUGAUAAAUAAACUCAAAAAGUUUUGUAUUUAUUAAAAAAACAAUUCGAGUAAGAGAUGUGGAAUCGAUUUAGUAAAACAAGCUGCAUUUGACAAUUUAAAGAUAUAACAAAAGUAAGUUCAACUACGAAUAAACUGAGAUGAUAAUCGCCCUAUGGGUUUGUUCCAUAACUUUCGAAAUCCUUCCAGCUUUCUUAAUGUUAAAACUAAAUUCUGUGUAAAUAUUCUCAAAAAUAUACUUUAGGCAUCUUCACUAAAUAUGAUACAAAAUAGCAAUUUCGUCAUUAAAAAGUGAUCGUAAUAGUAGUAAUUAGUUUUCUUGUUCGAAACAAACAGCAAAGAGCAGAGACUGAAACGGAUCUUAUUAACCUACGAAUUGAAUCGAGUUCGGGUCAAAUCAACCAUUAUAAGUUGGAAUAGGUCAAGUGGAGUCAAAAAAAUUAUUUUUCGUAUUAAAAUCGAGUUCCAGAAGUUAGAAUAGAUAUUGCACUUCACGGAGAAAAGCUAUAUGAUGGUUUUUUUGCUGAUAUUUUUUCAUGGUAGAAAUUGGGUUUACUUUGAAAUGUUUUUCUUGUUGAGUUUUCGAAAGAAUGUGACUUACUUUACGAUUUUAAUGCAUAAUGUGGAUUUCAAUAACUAUAUUAAAGAGGCACAAUACUAUUAGGGUGAGUCAUCUUGAUUCAAUAAAACGGUUUUCUUAUUUGAGAUGUUCGCAAUAAUAUGGAUCAGUCAGUUGUUUUACAUUAGCCGUUUAUUGUCGAUUGUUGAAUUUUAAGCGUUCGCCUAUUAUGCGUCCUUUUUUGGAGGAAAAAUUGGUGAUUUAUUUAUGAUAGUAUCAACACUUCUUGACUAGCUUUCGUGUUCGUCACUGCUUUUAAUAAUGCGUGCAAUUUUUGAAUCUUCUAUUCAUCUCAUUUUAAUGGCGGAUCGGUGACUUAUCGACCGCUAAACACGUCAGCAACCGGAAGUACAGUGUCAAUCUUAAUUAAGCAAACGUAUAUAUGGACUUAUCCAACUAUACUUUGCGAUAAUUCUAUAAUAGCAGCUCAAACAAUGAUGAAUUUUGCUUCGUUUGCCAGUGCUGGCUAUGUAUUAAGUUGUUUAACAAAUUGUGGUGCAACAUCCUCUGGUUAUACAUCCAUAUCGGUCUACUCUUCCUGUACAGAUUUUAGUAUACCACUACAAUUUACAAUUGGACAGCGUUCGGACAUUGUUAAACUCAAAUCGACUGAUCAAUUUACUAUCGCAUUUCAAGGUAGUGCCUGGUAUACGUUAGCUUUAUCAAGUAGUUCGCCAUUCGACUGGAGCAUAGCUUGUACAAUUAAUAUGCUUGUACGUCCAGAUGGAACGUUAAAUACAUCACCAGAGGUUGUAAUGGUAUCUCCAAUCAAUAUUGCACUGGGAGUUUUUUAUUAUCUAACGAUACCAGUAUAUGAUAGUGAUGGUGAUGAUGUACGAUGUCGUUUUGCUACCCACAAUGGCACACUUAAUGAAUGCGCUAGCAUUUGUGCUCCAGCUUCUGUACCUAGCGGAACAAUAUUAUACCCAAACUGCACAUUGAAGAUUAAAGGAACCUCUCUCUAUGAUUAUUACGCAAUUGCAAUACAGGUUGAAGAUUUUUGGAAUACUACCACAACAAUCCCAUUUAGUUCUGUACCAGUACAAUUUUUAGUCUAUGUUCUCACACAACCAUCAUGUCCGCUGCCAAUAGUGUAUAGUACAAACAACACUGAUUCAUGCACAGCUGUUCAAGCUGGUACGCCACUUAGUAUUCAAUUAUUUGCUCAAAGUUAUUGUGGCACAAAUAUUACUGAUAUUGGUACGGUAUCAUUUCCAAUUGUAUUAAAAAGUUCUUUGACCCAAUAUAAUUCAACUGUAUGGACUGUAACAAUAACAUACACACCAACGACUUCUCAAAUUGGAAUACAAAGACUUUCACAACUACUGCAACUACAACAUCAACUACAAGUACCACAUCGGCAACUACAACGUCAACUACAAGUACCACAUCGACAACUAAAACAACAAGCACAACUUCGACCACAACUACUGCAACUACAACAUCAACUACAAGUACCACAUCGGCAACUACAACGUCAACUACAAGUACCACAUCGACAACUAAAACAACAAGCACAACUUCGACGUUAG
Molecule: messenger RNA, 2863 nt
Organism: Didymodactylos carnosus
Lineage: Eukaryota; Metazoa; Rotifera; Eurotatoria; Philodinida; Philodinidae
Source: the annotation of a GenBank genome assembly